This is a messenger RNA of Endocarpon pusillum Z07020, 2358 nucleotides long. RefSeq lists its product as uncharacterized. The transcript is spliced from 3 exons. NCBI's taxonomy places the organism in Eukaryota, Fungi, Ascomycota, Eurotiomycetes, Verrucariales, Verrucariaceae. The coding region runs from base 1 to 2358 and encodes 785 amino acids. The record is from RefSeq and is a predicted model, not a curated record.
AUGAGUGAUUACGAUUUGCUGUUUGCGAUUCGUCUGCAGAAUUCUACCAUUUUCAAGAAGCUGAAGCAUGAAACAAUUGACCUAGUGGACUGGGAACACUCGAUUCUUUGCGAAAGUGUUUUUUGCCAGCUCUUGGCCACCUUUGAAGUACCAAAACAUCGUGCUAGUCUAGUAAACGCCCUAUAUAGUCACCUGAAAUCCAAACUUCACCUCCAGACCGCUGUGGGGUACGAUCCGUGUUUUCAUCUUGGUACCGUGGAAGAUAUCGCCCGCCGCACCAAUUGUCGAUUCUGUUGUAUUGUACACUCUGCACUUGCAAUAGGCAGCCACGUGGCAGAGCAUGACGAUAUACACGUUCAAUACAUAACAGAAGAGGGCAAGUUCGACCUGGUCACGCUGGGUAAAUUGGGCAGGCCUGAAGGAAGAGUGCUAGCACUAGGUGUGAGAAUUGUCUUUUGUGAGGGACCGGACAAGGCGCAGGCCACCAUACACUGUGGCCGUCCCAUAAAUUUCAAACGCUUCGACCUGGAGCAAGUCGGACACUGGCUAUCGCUCUGCGAACAGUCCCACGAAGCUCCGUGUCAGCGGAAUCCCACCAAACCACGUGGAUGGAUGCCAGCUUCACAAAGUCAUACAUUUCGGCUAAUCGAUGUUCGGAAAGAAUGCGUUGUCAGUCGACCAUGGCAGAGUAGAUACCUAGCUCUGAGCUAUGUGUGGGGUGGAAUUGAACAGCUCCGCCUGGAGAAGCAUUCAAUAGAUACUCUAAAGGUCCCCCGGUCACUUCAGAAGCUUCGAGACAAUAUCCCAAAGACGAUUCAGAAUGCAAUAACUUUCGUCUAUCUGAUUGGCGAGAAGUACCUCUGGGCUGACGUCCUUUGCCUCGUACAAGACGACCAAAGUUCCAUGAAAGACGGUAUUCAACUGAUGAACUAUGUUUACGAGAAUGCUCUUGCAACAAUCGUUGCAGCUGAUGGCUCAGAUCCGCACGCUGGGCUUCGAAGGCUUCAUUCGAAUUCUACCCAUCCUUCGACCAAUUGCGUGCAGACAAUGAAACCAGGCUUACGGUUGAUGGCGCUAGGAGCUUUGGACGUGCAUCUGAAGAGGUCGAAAUGGUCCUCAAGGUCCUGGACCUUCCAGGAACAACUUUUAUCAAGGCGUACAGUAGUCUUCGUCAACAAGCAGGUGUAUUUUUGCUGCCGCCAGCGCAUUUGGUCAGAAGAUACAUGCACGGACAAGUUCCCAGACGAUCGGUUGAUGUACGAGUGGCGAGUCAAUGCGAUAUCGUGUCUCGCGGUCGGCUCUUCAAGCAACGGCGAUCUAGAAGACGACGAGGAACCUCUCCCUCUCUUGACCAAUAUGCUGGAAUACUAUGGCAUGCGAGAACUUACAUAUGAAUGUGAUGCCAUCAAUGCUAUCUCUGGUGUACUAAACGUCAUCUCAACCAACAUGGGUUCAGAUUUUUUGCAAGGCAUACCAGUGGUUGCUUUAGAUUACAUGGUUCUCUUCCAGAUCUAUGGAGAUAAGAAAAUUUCAAGAGACAAAACACCCAACGCAGGCCGCAGGGCAAGACGACGACGAAAUUUCCCUUCCUGGUCAUGGGCGGGAUGGGAAGCCUUGUAUUCAUGGAACACCCAUCCAGACGUCUCUCCAAUUGACCCAACAUCCUUCAACAAGUGGCUCGAUCACCGGACAUGGAUAGUGUGGUACAAGUCUAUAGGUUCGGACCUACCCAAGGCCAUACUUGAGAAACAGCCUGGCAACAAGCGGUCUAGGGGUGAGAUAGGGGUAUUCUAUAGCAGAACAUCUCAGCCCAGUCUUGCAGAUCGUUUUGGAAUGCUCGACACCUUAACAACGGUUCCAGCUGCCUCGUUUGCUAUAGCCCCAGCAUAUUCGACGCAAGACCUACUGCGUUUCUAUACUGUCGUGGUAAUUCUGACAGUAUCCCUUGACAUACCUGAUCGGAUCCCUUGGCCAAUACACAAUGAGUAUGACAGCAACAUGCUGCAUAUGAGUGACGUGAAGCCCUCCGCAGCUAUAUAUGACUCUGAAGGGUGCUUCUCUGGCCUGCUGCUAUUCGACAUUGCUGGUUUCCUUGGAGAAGAUGGUGAAUAUGAGUUGGUUCUUCUUUCCGAUUCUCAAAACAGUCUCUUCAAUAGGAUGGACCUGCAAGAUCCUUCCCGUCUGAACCCUUUCGUCAGCUAUCAGGCCAUUAACCAUGAUUGGAGAUUGUACUGGGUCUUGCUCCUGACCUGGAACGAGGGAGUAGCAGAGAGACGAGGCCUAGGACAGAUACUGCGAACUGCAGUCGAAAAGUCGUUUUCACCAGGCGCCCAAUGGAGAGAAAUUGUUCUUGGAUAA